AUGGAAGUCAAGAGGAACAAUGACAAAGCGGUCAGUGACUGUCCAGGUGAAGGCAGGCUGAAGCUGACCAUGAUGCCACGAAUACAGAAAAUCAUCAAGAGAACAAGUCUUCAUUUGCUGUUGGCCUGGACCAUGAUGACACCAGUUUCAAAAGGAUGGAACAGAGACCAGGAACAAGUCCUUAGGAAGAAAGAGAAGAUGAUGGAAACAGAUCCAGGACCAGACACCAUUCAUCCACCACAAGCCGGUGAGGAGGAGGAUUCAGGCCGCGGUCCAUCAGGAAGAGACAAACUAGAUCAUGGACUGAAGGAAGCCGUGGAGUGGCUGCAGGAUGACGUGCAGUUGGCCGGCCUCCUGCUUCCACAGAUCUCUGGUCAGUGUAACGUCCCAGCGCUGAUCGCAGCCUCCACAGAGAAGCUUCCAGUGAGACGGACCCGCUCAGACGGACCCGCUCAGACGGACCCUCUCAGACGGACCCGCUCAGACGGACCCUCUCAGACGGACCCGCUCAGACGGACCCGCUCAGACAGACCCGCUCAGACGGACCCGCUCAGACGGACCCGCUCAGACGUGUUAGAGCGCAGGAAUCCACCGGGCUUCUACGAGAACACACAGAUCAUGCUGGACAUGAGGUGGACAGACCUGUACCAUGCAGACCUGUACCAUACAGACCUGUACCAUACAGACCUGUACCAUGCAGACCUGCACCAUACAGACCUGUACCGUACAGACCUGCACCAUACAGACCUGUACCAUACAGACCCGUACCAUACAGACCCGUACCACGCAGACCCGUACCGCGCAGACCCGCACCGCGCAGACCCGCACCACGCAGACCCGCACCACGCAGACCCGUACCACACAGACCCGUACCAUGCAGACCUGUACCAUACAGAGUUUUUCUGUGAAGAUCUACGUUCCAGCUUAUAUUUUGUCAAUGCAUCUGUGCAAGAGGUAGUGUUUGCCAGCACCACAGGGACAUCGGUGCCCUGUCCCGCCGCAGGCGUGCCCCCUGUCUCACUGCGCUGGUACCUGGCCACCGGCGAGGAGAUCUAUGAUGUGCCAGGGAUUCGCCACGUGCACCCCAAUGGCACCCUUCAGAUCUUCCACAUCCCCCCUUCCAGCUUCAGCAAACUCAUCCACGACAACACCUACUAUUGCACAGCGGAGAACCCCUCAGGGAGAAUCAGGAGCCAGGAUGUCCACAUUAAGGCUGUCCUACGAGAGCCCUACACUGUCCGGGUGGAGGACCAAAAAGCUAUGAGAGGCAAUGUGGCGGUCUUCAAGUGCAUUAUCCCUGCCUCAGUGGAGGCCUACAUCACUGUUGUGUCCUGGGAGAAAGACACGAUGUCAAUCAACGCUGAAAUGUCACGGUUUCUCAUCACAUCCACGGGAGCCCUGUAUAUCCUGGAUGUGCAAAUGGAAGACGGGCUGUACAACUACAGGUGUAUGACACGCCAUCGGUACACAGGAGAGACCCGACAGAGCAAUAGCGCCCGCCUCAUUGUCUCAGAUCCCACCAACUCAGCGCCCCACAUCCUAGACAGCUUUGAGCGUCGUGAGGUGAUGGCGUCUCAUCGAGUGGAGCUGCCCUGCAAGGCCUCUGGUCACCCCGCGCCCAAAUACCGCUGGCUGAAGGACAACCGGCCGCUGGAGCCAGACACCCGCUUCAGACAGAGUGUGACGGGCCUGCUGAUAGAGCGCGCUCAGUCCAGCGACACGGGGACGUACGUGUGUGAGGUGUGGAACGGCUACGGCAACGCCGAGGUGGUUGGCAGGCUGCUGGUGAAAGAGCCCCUGAAAGUUGUGGUGAGUCCGCGGAAGGUGAAGGGCAGCGUGGGAAGCCAGGUUUCACUGUCCUGCAGUGUAACCGGCUCUGAGGAGUACCAGCUGUCCUGGUACCGCAACGGAGAGCUCAUCUACCCCAGCAACAGCGUCCGCAUGACAGGCCAGAACAGAGAGAACCUGGUCAUGGCUGGAAUGGCCAAGAGCGAUGGAGGAGCCUAUCAGUGCUUUGCUAGACAUGGCAAGAUGUCCGCCCAGGACUUUGUUCAAGUCAUCCUGGAAGAUGGAACCCCGAAGAUUCUGGCUUCAUUCAGCGAGAAGGUCUACAACAUCAACGAGUUUGUGUCGCUGUCGUGCACGGUGAAGGGAACGCCGGAGCCCCGCGUGACGUGGACUCUGGACGAUGAGCCCGUGGUACGGGACAGUCGCCACCGCAUCUCCCACUACACCAACACUGAAGGCCAUGUGGUCAGCCACCUCAACAUCAGCCAGACCCAGGUCCCCGACGGAGGAGUGUACCGCUGCAUUUGCAACAACUCGGCCGGGACCGUUUCCUACCAGGCGCGAAUAAACGUAAGAGGGCCUGCCAGCAUCAGACCAAUGAAAAACCUCACUGCCAUCGCUGGGCGGGACAUGUACAUCCACUGCCGUGUCAUUGGCUACCCCUACUACUCCAUCAAGUGGUACAAGGACUCCAAUCUGCUGCCGUACAACCACCGGCAGCGGGCCUUCGAGAACAACGGAACCCUGAAGCUGUUUGACGUGCAGAAGGAUGUGGAUGAAGGAGAAUACACGUGUAAUGUGCUGGUGCAGCCACAGCUGUCCACCCACCAGAGCGUCUACGUUACUGUGAAAGUCCCACCUACAAUUCACCCAUUUGAGUUUCCCCGGUUUUCAAUCGGCCAGCGAGUGUUUAUCCCCUGCGUGGUCAUGUCUGGCGACCAACCCGUUUUCAUCACCUGGCAGAAGGAUGGCCGGCCGAUUCCAGCCAGCCUGGGUGUCACCAUAGACAACAUCGACUUCACGAGCUCCCUGCGCAUCUCCAAUCUCACGCUGAUGCACAACGGCAACUACACCUGCAUCGCACGCAACCAAGCUGCUGCCGUGGAGCACCAGAGCCAGCUCAUCGUCCGAGUUCCUCCAAAAUUUGUGGUGCAACCUAAGGACCAGGACGGCAUCUAUGGGAAGGCAGUGAUACUGAACUGCUCAGCUGAAGGCUACCCUGUUCCCACCAUCCAGUGGGAGUACUCUAAAGGCGCCGGAGUCCCUCAGUUCAAACCCAUCGCCCUCAACUCAGGCUUUCGGAUCGAGGUGCUGGUCAAUGGCUCUCUGCUCAUCAAGCACGUGCUGGAAGAAGACAGCGGCUUCUACCUGUGUAGAGUCAGCAAUGACGUCGGGGCUGAUGUCAGCAAGUCCAUGUAUCUCAAUGUCAAAAUCCCUGCCAUGAUCACAUCGUACCCCAACACCACGUUAGCCACGCAGGGAGAGGAGAAGAAGAUGAGCUGCACAGCCCACGGUGAGAAACCCAUCAUGGUGCGCUGGGAGAAGGAGGAACGCAUCAUCAACCCCGAGACCAGCCGCUAUGUGGUUUCUGUCAAGGAGGUGGGCGAUGAAGUCAUCUCCACCCUGCAGAUCAUGCCCACAGUGAGGGAGGACUCUGGCUUCUUCUCCUGCCACGCCAUCAACUCUUUUGGUGAAGACAGAGGGAUCAUACAACUCACAGUUCAAGAGCCCCCGGACCCCCCAGAAGUGGAGAUCAGAGAAGUGAAGGACAGAACCAUUGCGCUGCGUUGGACGAUGGGUUUUGAUGGCAACAGCCCGAUCACAGGCUUUGAUAUUGAGAGCAAGAACAAAUCAGCCUCCUGGGAUACUGCUCAGAAGACCAAAGAUGUCUCACCUCAGCUCAACCAGGCCACCAUCAUCGACCUGCACCCCUCCUCCACCUACAACAUCCGCAUGUUCGCCAAGAACCUGAUCGGCAAGAGCGAGGCCAGCAACGAGCUGACCAUCACCACUGAUGAAGCAGCUCCUGACGGACCACCUCAGGACGUGCAGCUGGAAGCCCUCUCCUCUCAGAGCAUCAGGGUCUCGUGGAGGGCGCCCAAAAAGCACCUCCAGAACGGGGCCAUCAGAGGCUACCAGGUGGGCUACAGGGAGUACAGCUCUGGUGGGAACUACCAGUUCAGUGUGAUCAGCGUGGAGACCACAGGGGACAAUGCAGAAAGCCUGGUGCUGGACAACCUGAAGAAGUUCACCCAGUAUGGAGUGGUGGUGCAAGCCAGCAACAGCGCAGGGACAGGGCCGUCCUCCACAGAGGUGGCUGCUACCACGCUGGAGGACGUGCCCAGUCGUCCUCCAGAGAACGUUCAGGCCACAGCCACAUCUCCAGAGGUCAUCUCUCUGUCCUGGCUGACCCCUCCCAAAGACGCUCUGAACGGCAACCUGCUGGGCUUCAGAGUCAUCUACUGGGCCAACCUGCCCGAUGGAGAGCUGGGAGAGAUCAGAAACGUGACGACCUCUAAGCCCUCUCUGGAGCUGGACGGACUGGAGAAGUACACCAACUACAGCAUCCAGGUGCUGGCCUUCACUAGAGCUGGAGACGGAGUCCGCAGUGAACAGAUUUACACCCGUACCAAGGAGGACGUUCCUGGUCCUCCAGCGGGCGUGAAGGCAGCAGCUGCAUCCAAUUCAGUGGUGUUUGUAUCCUGGCUUCCUCCCCUCAAAGUGAACGGCAUCAUCAGGAAAUACACCGUCUUCUGCUCCAACCCACACCCCACGGUGAGCAGUGAGUUUGAGGCGGCGCCGGACGUGUUCUUCUACCGGAUCCCCAACCUGAGCAGGAACCGGCAGUACAGCAUCUGGGUGGUGGCUGUCACAGCAGCAGGUCGUGGAAACGCCAGCGAGAUCAUCACUGUCAAACCCAUGGCUGAGGCUCCGGCUCGGAUCCUGACCUUCAACCGCACCGUAACAACCCCCUGGAUGAGGGACAUUGUGCUGCCUUGUAAGGCGGUGGGCGACCCCUCCCCAACCAUCAAGUGGCUGAAGGAGAUCAAUGGAACCCCAGCACCUGUUGUGAUCGACAGCCGACGCAGCGUCCACGGUAACGGCAGCCUCGUCAUCCGCACCGUGAAAGCAGAGGAUUCUGGGAACUACACUUGUGUGGCCAGCAACAGCUUUGGGUCAGACAAGAUCGUCCUCAACCUGCAAGUCCAAGUUCCACCUGACCAGCCUCGCCUCACCGUGACCAAGACGACCACCACCUCCAUCACCCUCUCCUGGAUCCCAGGAGACAACGGCGGCAGCUCCAUCAGAGGCUACAUUCUGCAGUACUCUGAGGACAACAGUGAGCAGUGGGGUAAUUUUGCCAUCAGUCCCAGUGAGCGCUCUUACCGGCUGGAGAACCUCAAGUGUGGCACCUGGUACAAGUUCACCCUCACCGCCCAGAAUGCAGUGGGUCCUGGACGCAUCAGCGAGAUCAUUGAAGCAAAGACUCAUGGGAAAGAACCUCAGUAUUCUAAAGAACAGGAGCUCUUCACGAGCAUCAACGCCACUCGGGUCAAGCUCAAUCUGAACGGCUGGAACAACGGCGGAUGUCCGAUCACCUCGUUCACGCUGGAGUACCGACCCGUAGACUCGCCCACGUGGACGACGGCACAGCGCACCUCCCUCACCAAGAGCUACAUCCUGUACGACCUGCAGGAGGCCACCUGGUACGAGCUGCAGAUGAAGGUCUACAACAGCGCCGGCUACGCUGAGAAGAGAGUCAAGUUUGCAACGCUCAGCUACGAUGGCAGUACCAUCGCCCCGUUGGUGAAGGCACCCAACGUGAGUGAGGACAACUCUGGAGGCGGCGAAGGUCUGAAGAUGAUGGUGACCAUUUCCUGUGUGUUGGUUGGCAUCGUGGUGAUCUUCAUCGGGCUGCUGGUGCUGAGGAGGAGGAGGAGGGAGCAGAGGCUGAAGAGGCUCCGAGAUGCAAAAAGCUUAGCUGAGAUGCUCAUGAGUAAAAACACGCGUCCAGCAGAGCCGAUUAACAAACAGCAGCAGACGCUCCGCAUGCACAUCGACAUCCCCCGAGCUCAGCUUCUCAUCGAGGAGCGAGACACCAUGGAGACUGUUGACGACAGGUCCACUGUGUUACUGACUGACAAUGACUUCGGGGAGACGCAGAAACAGAAGUCAUCCACAGUCACCCACACUGUCCACUACCAGUCGCUCUCCCAGGCCACCGGCCCACUGGUGGAUGUGUCUGACGCCAGACCAGGAACCAACCCGACCGCCCGCCGCACAGCCAAAGCCGGCCCGGCUGCUCGCAACCGCUACGCCAGCCAGUGGACCCUGAACCGCCCCCACCCUCCCGUCUCCUCCCACACACUCAGCACCGACUGGAGGCUGCCCACGCCCAGAGUGGCCGGCUCUGUUGACAAGGAGAGCGACAGCUACAGCGUCAGCCCAUCUCAGGACACAGACCGUGCACGGAGCAGCAUGGUGUCAACAGAGAGCGCCUCCUCCACCUACGAGGAGCUCGCCAGAGCCUACGAGCACGCCAAGAUGGAGGAGCAGUUGCGCCACGCCAAAUUCACCAUCACCGAAUGCUUCAUCUCUGACACUUCCUCAGAGCAGAUGACAGCGGGCACCAACGACUACACCGACAGCCUGACCUCCAGCACACCGUCCGAAUCGGGCAUCUGCCGCUUCACUGCUUCCCCGCCUAAGCCUCAGGACGUCAGCCGGGUCAUGAACAUGGCCGUGCCCAAGGCCCACAGACCGGGGGGCGAGUUGGUUCACCUUCCUCCGUACCUGCGCAUGGACUUCCUGUUGAACCGAGGCAUGUCCUGCUCGGGGUCGUCCAGGGGGACAGCAAGUGGGGAGAGGGCGGCCAUGGGUCAGGCCUGUCUGGAGCCCCAGAAGAGUCGCUCUCUUAAGCGGCCCUCUCGCAUGGCGCCUCCAACGCCCACAGAGGCCCCUCAGGCCAGCAGGGACCCAGUGGCCCAGUGGCAGCCCGGCUCUGCAGCCACACUCCCCCACAGAGAGGGCUCCGAGCUGGCCCAGGCCGCCAAGCUCAGCACCUCCCAGGAGUCCCUGCUGGACUCGAGAGGACAUCUCAAACAGAGCAGCAACCCCUACGCAAAGUCCUACACGCUGGUAUAA
This is a messenger RNA of Stegastes partitus (bicolor damselfish), 6933 nucleotides long. RefSeq names its product Down syndrome cell adhesion molecule a (gene dscama). Gene Ontology annotation, molecular function: protein binding. The coding region runs from base 1 to 6933 and encodes 2310 amino acids. The transcript has 39 exons. NCBI's taxonomy places the organism in Eukaryota, Metazoa, Chordata, Actinopteri, Pomacentridae. Gene Ontology annotation, biological process: cell-cell adhesion. The record is from RefSeq and is a predicted model, not a curated record.